Messenger RNA from Zasmidium cellare ATCC 36951, 1593 nucleotides. RefSeq lists its product as uncharacterized. The transcript is spliced from 2 exons. Gene Ontology annotation, molecular function: transmembrane transporter activity. Bases 1 to 1593 code for a protein of 530 amino acids. NCBI's taxonomy places the organism in Eukaryota, Fungi, Ascomycota, Dothideomycetes, Mycosphaerellales, Mycosphaerellaceae. The record is from RefSeq and is a predicted model, not a curated record. Gene Ontology annotation, biological process: transmembrane transport.
AUGGCAUUCAACGACGGCGGCAUCAAUGCCACACAGAUGUCUUUGCACGAUGCGCUUGCUGAAGUGCCCUCGAAAGAGGUGUUCGUCGCUAACACAGCUCCGGUCGAUGAUGACGCUCGAUCUCAACGCAGCGAAGGCGGUCGGUCUGUCAAUGUUCCUGUUACGAUGAAGUUGGUGGCAGUUCUGUUGGUCUCUCUGAUCGGCUUUGGGUCGCAUUGGAGCGCCGGCGUAACAAGUGCGAUGAAGAGCACUCUGAAGAAGGAACUCUCCAUCAACAACGCCCAAUACUCCCUCCUCGAAGCCUCUCAAGACUUCAUGAAGACCGCCCUCAUCCUCGCAACUGGCAUCCUCACCGAUCGCAUUGGCGGCGCCGGGGCCAUGGUCUGGGGCAACAUAAUCUACAGCCUGGGCUCCAUCAUCAUCGCCGCCGCGACCACAAUCCGCGGCUACAAGCUCAUGGUCGGAGGCAUGAUCGUCCAAUCUCUCGGUGACAUUGCCACGCAAGUCGCACAGUACAGAAUCUUCAGUUCCUGGUUCGCACCCUCGAAUGGCUUCGCUUCCACCCUUGGAUUUGAACUGGCGAUUGGAAAGAUCGGCUCCUUCCUCGGCCAGGCCACCGCCAACCCCAUCUCCAAAGGCACAGGCGAUUUCAGCUGGGUCUACUGGACCGCCGUCUUCAUGAACCUCUUCACCAACCUCGCCACCUUCCUCUUCUACUACUUCCGCCGCUUCUGCGACCGCAAAUACAGCACCAUGUCCGACCCCGCCACCGGCGAACAACUCCGCGAGAAGACGCGCAAAUUCGAAUUCACCAAGAUCCUCCAGCUCCCCUGGCCCUUCUGGGGUUUCAUCCUCUUCACCGCCUUCCAAACUUCCACUGCCUCUGUUUUUUCCCAAAACGCCACCGAGCUCGCCGAGCAGCGCUUCGAUAUCUCCAGCGUCAAAGCGGGCUGGUACACCGCGACGUCCAACUACAUCGGCUUCUUCCUCGUGCCCUGCCUAGGCAUCUUUAUCGACCUCUUCGGCAACCGUCUCACGGUCAUCUUCAUCUGCGGCACCGGCGUCUUCACAGCAAUGUGUCUCGCGGCUUUCGGCCCUGAUAUCGCAGGCACGGCUGCAGCCUUUGGGGUCUACGCCUUCGCGUACAGUCUCGGCCCGACGUCCAUCAUCGAUGGAAUCCGCACGGCGAUUUGGUAUCAGGAUACGUUCGGGGCCGGGUACGCGGUGAAAAUCGCCGUCAACAACUCCAUGAACAUCAUCAUCCGAAUCGUCACGGGCGUGAUCCAAGACCGGGACGACAAUUCCUACGACCACGUCGUUGUCGUGUACGUCAUCUUAGCUUCCGGCUCGGUCCUCGUGUCAGGGGUUUUGCUGGUUUGGAGUUCGUUCUCGACGGAGCUGAAGAGAUUGCAGUGGACGAAGAAGCAGAGGAUGCGGAAUGGGGAUGUUCUCAUCAAGCAGAGGGAGGCGUGCGAGAGCGGGGAGCGGAGGGAGGUGAAUCGGAAGGUGAAUUUGGGAUUUUAUGGGGCGAUGGUGUUGUUGAUUUUGGGGUCGUGGGCGGCGUAUUUCUGGGGGGUGGGCGACGGGGAAUAA